Paramisgurnus dabryanus is the source of this 1235-nucleotide messenger RNA. RefSeq names its product annexin A1a (gene anxa1a). Gene Ontology annotation, cellular component: cytoplasm; vesicle membrane; plasma membrane. Gene Ontology annotation, biological process: phagocytosis; cellular response to glucocorticoid stimulus; signal transduction. The record is from RefSeq and is a predicted model, not a curated record. NCBI's taxonomy places the organism in Eukaryota, Metazoa, Chordata, Actinopteri, Cypriniformes, Cobitidae. Gene Ontology annotation, molecular function: calcium-dependent phospholipid binding; phosphatidylserine binding; phospholipase inhibitor activity.
GGUAUAAAUACAGCUCAAGCUUUCCUCCUACUUGCUUGCUGUGUCUUCUGUCUUGGUUGAGUGUUUCAGGUUAAAUUCCAGGUGCCAACAUGUCAUUCAUCAAUGCAUUUCUCGAGCAGCUCUCCUAUCAGGGCAUGCAAGAUUUGCAAGACAUCACAGAGGGGCAGGGGACUGUGAAGCCCUAUCCUCAGUUUAAUCCAGCUUCAGAUGUAGCCGUCUUGGACAAAGCAAUCAAGGCAAAAGGUGUGGAUGAGGCCACAAUAAUUGAUACACUGGUCCGUAGGAGCAAUGCCCAGCGCCAGCAAAUUAAGGCUGCCUAUCAGCAAGCCAGUGGCAAGCCUCUGGAUGUGGCUUUGAAAGCUGCUCUUAAAGGUGAGCUGGAAGAAGUGGUUCUGGCCCUGUUGAUGCCUCCCGCUCAAUAUGAUGCUUUUGUGCUAAAAAAUGCCAUGAAGGGUAUGGGCACAGAUGAGGAUACGCUUGUUGAGAUUUUGGCUUCAAGAACCAAUAAAGAGAUCAGAGAUAUUAAAGAGGCAUACAAACAUGACUACAAAAAAGAUCUAGAGGCUGAAAUCAAGUCUGAGACAAGUGGAGACUUCAGGAAUGCACUUCUUACUCUCUGCAAGGCUAACAGGAGUGAAAACAAUACUGUGCAAGUUGACCUGGCUGACAAAGAUGCCAGGGCCCUAUAUGAGGCGGGAGAGAAAAGAAAGGGCACAGACAUUUCCGUGUUCAUCGACAUCCUCUGUACAAGGAGUGGUGCUCAACUGAGGCAAGUUUUCAGUCAAUACUCAAAGUACAGUAAGGUGGAUGUUGCAAAAGCCAUCGAUCUGGAGUUGAAAGGAGACAUUGAGAACUGCUUGGUUUCUGUCGUGAAAUGUAUGGGCUGCAAGCCUGCAUUCUUUGCUGACAAACUAAAUCUAGCAAUGAAGGGCUCUGGUUACAAGGGCAAGAUUUUGACCAGAAUAUUGGUAUCCCGUUCUGAGAUUGACCUGGCCAAAAUCAAACAAGAGUAUCAGAAGAAGUACGGCAAGUCCCUCUACCAAGACAUCCAGGACGACACCAAAGGAGACUAUGAGACGAUCCUGUUGGCCUUAUGUGGCAAUUAAUUGGUGCCAAUAAUAAGUGGAUACAGAUUACAUCAUUAUCAGUAAACAUCAGUAUAGGAAUUAUAUAGCUCUAUAAAACAUCUGUAAUACAUUGGAAGCAUUUUCGAUUAAUAAAAACUGUUGUCUGAA